Molecule: messenger RNA, 1523 nt
Organism: Carassius gibelio (silver crucian carp)
Lineage: Eukaryota; Metazoa; Chordata; Actinopteri; Cypriniformes; Cyprinidae
Product: grpE protein homolog 1, mitochondrial-like
Exons: 4
Coding region: 101-754 (217 amino acids)
Biological process (GO): protein import into mitochondrial matrix; protein folding
Cellular component (GO): PAM complex, Tim23 associated import motor
Molecular function (GO): protein-folding chaperone binding; adenyl-nucleotide exchange factor activity; protein homodimerization activity
Source: RefSeq, a predicted model, not a curated record
AGGAUUGGUCGUGUAAGGCAAGCAUGUAAGAACAGGAGCUGCGAUUGGUUGAACGAGACACUCCACUCUGCAGGUCUCUCAGCGUGGACACUGUGGGACGAUGGCGACCUGGUGUGUGCGUGCGAUCAGACAGACCUCUUCUAUCAUAGCGUCCCCUUCACUAGUAAGGGCGACUCCACGCCUCCUUUGCACAGCAGCCCAACAGAAAAGCUCAGUGCCUGGGACUGAAGAAGAGAAUGUGACUCAGAAACCAGAGCCCAGUGCAGCUGAGAAAGCCUUCAUAGAAGAAAAGACACAACUGGAAGAACAGCUAAAAGAUGUUACGGAUAAAUACAAGCGAGCGCUAGCAGACACUGAGAACCUUAGGCAAAGGAGUCAAAAGAUGAUUGAUGAUGCUAAGCUUUAUGGAAUCCAGGGCUUCUGUAAAGAUCUCUUGGAGGUGGCUGACAUCUUGGAGAAGGCAACAGAAAGCGUACCAAAAACUGAAAUAUCUACUGCGAAUCCACACCUGAAGAAUCUCUAUGAUGGCCUUGUAAUGACUGAGGUGCAGAUCCAAAAGGUCUUCCAAAAACACGGCCUUGUUAAGCUUAACCCUGAUGGUCAGAAGUUUGACCCUUAUGAGCAUGAGGCUGUCUUUCAUGCACCUGUGGAGGGCAAGGAGGCAGGUACCAUAGCUGUAGUUACUAAAGUAGGCUACAAGCUGCAUGGUCGUACUCUACGGCCAGCUCUGGUGGGUGUAGUCAAAGCCCCCUAACUCGUCUUACACACUUUAAUGGGUUUGUGGCCGGGUCAACUGAUUGAUUUCUGUAAGUUAGCUGGUCUUAAGCUCCACUGUUUUUUGUGCCUCCGAGAGGUGAAAUCCAAUAUAUUGACAACUGAAGGACAAUGCCAGACUAAACUUUGUGAUUUAAUAAUUCAGUAAAAAAAACAAAAAAAAAAAACAAGAGUUGAGCAUGUAUGAGGUACAGUAGAAGAGUCACAGAAUCUUUGACUGGAUGCAUCAGUAUUCUCUGGAGGAUCAUCACCUUUCCAGGGACUUCUGAGACUUUCUGAGAAACGGAAGCUUUUGAAUAAUCUAAAGCUUUUAAAGGAACACUGCAGCAUAUUACAUUGUUGAACAUCUUUUCUUAUCAUGCUUAUUUGCUCUUACAUUAAUUAUUUCACUGAAGAAUGUUACAGGUUUGGUGAUGUCUGUGACAGCAGUUGGUAAAUUUCACUUUUGUUGUCCGUGUUAUGUAGUUUUUCAGUUUGUAUGAGAGAACAAUUAAGUCUUCUUUACAGGAUUUGAGAGUAACAUUUUAUCCAAAAAUAAAAUGUAUAAUUUUGGUGGAGAUCUUGGGAAAAGAAGAAGCACUGAUCUUUUAAGGCCCCUUGAAAGAUCAGUCCUUAGAAAUUGUGGUUGAAAUAUGAAUAGAAUUAUAUUAAAAAUAUUAACGUCAAAUUUAAAAAGGUAUUGGAUUAAAUGUUUCCAUCUAUGUGAACAAGCAGACAACUGUCAAAUAAAGAAUUUACCUCCUUUUAAA